AUGCCCCAGCUUAAUCCUGCUCCUUGGUUCUACAUUUUAAUCUUCUCAUGACUAGUCUUCAUUUUAAUUAUUCCCCAUAAAGUGGUUGCCCACACUUACCCAAAUCCCCCUACUAGUAAAACUACUGAAAGCCCCAAAACAGAGUCCUGAAGUUGACCAUGAUAG
Molecule: messenger RNA, 165 nt
Organism: Monopterus albus (swamp eel)
Lineage: Eukaryota; Metazoa; Chordata; Actinopteri; Synbranchiformes; Synbranchidae
Source: the annotation of a RefSeq genome assembly